CGAACACAUCUAAAAGAAGAACAAAUUUUAAGAUUUCGAACCGAGUAUGCAAGUGCAUGUCCAUUCUUAUUAUUUACUUUUGUCUCCUGUCAGAGUUUCUGGUGUUGUGAUUAGAUUUUAUAGCUAUGGAUCAGAGAUCAGAGAUAACAUUAUACAAACAGUUGGAAUAUGUAUUUUAAAUAGUUUGUAAUUUAUAGUGAAAAAGUAAAUAGAAAAUAUAAAUAAGAUAUACAAUUGCACACAAGAAUGUGUGAUCGAAUGGAUGGAAUGGAAUCUGAUGAAGAUGAUCCUGUUGUUAGAGAGAUUCCGAUAAUUCAUUCAACACGGCUAGAGGAAACUUUACAUUUAUUCCAAUAUCCACUGAAAAGUAGUUUUUGCAUAAAUCAACACAAUAUUAGGAAAUGUUUCAUUAAACCACAAAAUCGAGAAGUUAAACUGGAAUUAGGCAUUGAUAUUGAUUCCCCAAAUUUCGAUAGUGGUAAAGCUGAGUUCAUAGCAGAGGAAGUUGAUGGGAAUACUAACAAUCCAAAUGAAAAAUAUUUUGAAAGUGGUCUUGUUGAUAAAGUAUUCUUACAAUCUACUAGACCUAUUGAAGACCCUAAUAAAUAUGCAGCAGCUGUAUACAAUGGUAGAGAAAUUCAUCUUACAGCUCUCAAAGAUGCAUUUCAGUUUCGACCAACUUUUCCCUAUAUGGAAAAGGGAUUAAAAAGGAAAAAAACUAUGGAUACCAAUGAUUCUGAUGAAGAGGCUGGACCAAGUACUGUAGAAAAAGUGACCGUAAAGUUCAAAUCUAAUGAUGAAAGAUGGAAAAAAAAUGAGAACAGUUACAAAACACUGAAAGAUAGGAGUGCUGAAGAACCUUGGAUUGAAUGUUCCUGGCAUAAUGAGAAUAGUGUGCAAAGUAAUGUGGAAAGGCUGAAAUUAAUAUCGGAUAACACAGAGGACACAGUUCAAGCAAAUUACCUUACUGAUUCUGAAUAUAUAAAGCUUUUAAUUCCAGAAAAUAAAGAAAAGACACCUUUGGAACCUUCCUUACCAUCCCACAUGCUCUCUCUUCAUGCCUUAAGGGAAUUGCCUGUUUUAGAACAAUGUAGAUUACUGUUGAAGGAUGCUCAAAUCAUUCAAUUUCAACAACUCCUGCUGCUGCUAACAGGAGGGCCUACCGCAGACGUCCUGUUGAAAACUCUCCCAAAUGUAGCAAAUCUGGUUAGAGGUAACUGGGUGGUGAAAUCUGAAGUCCUAUACCCCGCUAAUACACUUUCUGCCACUUGUGGAGUUCCAGCAGAGUCUAUGUGCAGAGCAAGGGACUAUGUUUUGUAUUUAUUUACAAAAAAUCAAUUCGUGGAACGAAAAAAGGUGUCUCCCUUGCUGAAAAUCCCUUCUGAAGAAAUUAAGCGAAUAUUUGAAGGGAUUUCCCGUCUUCGGCUCGAAAACAAAAAAUGGGAACUUCUUCUACCCAGUGAUGUGGAUUUUAUCAAUAAACACACUGAUUUGGUGCAAAAACAAAACUUGUUGUGGGAACACCGGUUCCAUCAACUGAGUGAAUAUUUGAAAGACAAUAAAAGUCAACGUCGAAAAAGUCGGAGUGAAAGUAAAAGUAUUAGUGAGGAUGGGAAACCUAAAAAUAUUCCUAGUUCGGAUGAUGAUUCGGGUACAGAAAAAAGUAAAACUACUGUGGGUGCUAAGAAAAAAAACCUGCCAAAUUCAGCUGUCAAAUAACAGGUGUUAAUUUAUUUGUUAGAAUUUGAUUUUUUCAAAUUGCCUAUAUUGUGAGAUUUUUUCUAAUAUAUUUUUUCGUUGUACGUAAAUAAUAUACCUUAUA
Messenger RNA from Leptinotarsa decemlineata (Colorado potato beetle), 1822 nucleotides. RefSeq names its product RNA polymerase III subunit E (gene Polr3E). Gene Ontology annotation, cellular component: nucleus; RNA polymerase III complex. Lineage: Eukaryota; Metazoa; Arthropoda; Insecta; Coleoptera; Chrysomelidae. Gene Ontology annotation, biological process: tRNA transcription by RNA polymerase III. The record is from RefSeq and is a predicted model, not a curated record.